Messenger RNA from Poeciliopsis prolifica (blackstripe livebearer), 2457 nucleotides. RefSeq names its product annexin A6 (gene anxa6). NCBI's taxonomy places the organism in Eukaryota, Metazoa, Chordata, Actinopteri, Cyprinodontiformes, Poeciliidae. Gene Ontology annotation, biological process: mitochondrial calcium ion homeostasis; neural crest cell migration; regulation of muscle contraction. Gene Ontology annotation, molecular function: calcium channel activity; phosphatidylserine binding; calcium-dependent phospholipid binding. The record is from RefSeq and is a predicted model, not a curated record. The coding region runs from base 168 to 2165 and encodes 665 amino acids. The transcript has 26 exons. Gene Ontology annotation, cellular component: focal adhesion; cytoplasm.
GGCUUUUUGCCAUAGGAGGCAGCAGGACCGCCGGAACCCCGCACCGAUCACUCCUGCACGGCCAAGGAGAGAGAGAGUGAGGCAGGGAGAGACUUGCUGCAAAGAUGAAGGCUCUUCUAGAGAAUCAGAUUUUUGAGCAGCAGUGACACAGGAGACCAAACACAGACAUGGUGUUCAGAGGUACAAUAUCUGAUGCUCCGGACUUUGAUCCCAGCGUUGAUGCUGAGAUUCUGUACAGUUCAAUGAAAGGCAUUGGUAGUGACAAAGAAACAAUCUUGGACCUGAUCACCUCUCGGAGUAACGCACAGAGGCAAGAAGUCAUUGCGGCGUACAAAUGCAGCUUUGGGCAGGAUCUGAUUGAAGAUCUGAAAUAUGAGCUCACUGGAAAAUUUGAGCGUCUCAUCGUGAGUCUGAUGAGAACCCCUCCGUACCACGAUGCUAAGGAAAUCCAUGAUGCAGUCAAAGGAGCCGGAACAAACGAAAGAUGCCUGAUAGAAGUCCUGGCGUCCAGAAAUAACAAACAGAUACAAGACAUGGUUGCAGCCUACAAGGACGCCUAUGGCAGGGACAUAGAGGAGGAUGUUAUUGCGGACACAUCGGGUCACUUCAAGAAGAUGCUGGUUGUUCUGCUUCAGGGGACCAGAGAUGAAUCGGGAGUGGUGGACGCAGACCUGGUCCAGCAGGACGCAGAAACCCUGUACGCUGCUGGAGAGGAGAAGUGGGGGACGGACGAAGCAAUGUUCAUCAUGAUCCUAGGAAACCGCAGUGUGACCCACCUUCGCAUGGUGUUUGAUGAAUAUGAGAAGAUUGCAGAGAUGUCCAUCGAGGAUAGCAUUAAGAACGAGCUGUCUGGAGAUUUUGAAAGGCUCAUGCUGGCUGUCGUCCAGUGCAUAAGGAGCGUUCCCAUGUUCUUUGCCAAACGUCUCUACAAAUCCAUGAAGGGCCUCGGCACAGCUGAUAAUACUCUCAUCCGCAUCAUGAUUUCUCGCUCUGAAAUCGACAUGCUGGACAUCCGGGAGUGUUUCCGUCUCAGAUACGAGAAGUCUCUUUAUAACAUGAUAAAGGAUGAUACGUCUGGCGAUUACAAGAGGACUCUGCUUAACCUGUGUGGAGGGGAUGAUGACUUAGCUGGAGAGUUCUUCCCCGAAGCUGCUCAGAUAGCCUACAAGAUGUGGGAAUUAAGUGCCAUGACCAAAGUGAAGCUGAGGCCCACAGUCCGCCCUGCGUCUGAUUUCGACCCUGCAGCCGAUGCACAAGCUUUGAGGAAAGCUAUGAAGGGUUUUGGAACAGAUGAGGAUGCGAUCAUUGACAUCGUUGCACAAAGAAGCAACGCUCAGAGGCAGGAAAUCAGACAGGCCUUCAAAUCCCUCCUGGGAAGGGACUUGAUGAAGGACCUGAAGUCUGAGCUGUCAAAGAACUUAGAGCGGCUGAUUAUUGGGCUCAUGCUGACCCCAGCAGAGUUUGAUGCCAAAAUGAUGAAAAAAGCAAUGGAGGGAGCUGGGACAGAUGAGCAUGCUCUGAUUGAGAUCCUAGUUACCAGAACAAACGAGGAAAUACAAGCCAUGAAUGCUGCCUACAGAGAAGGCUACAAGAAGUCUUUGGAGGACGCCAUUCAUUCAGACACAUCAGGCCACUUCUGUCGCAUCCUCGUUUCUCUCGUGCAGGGUGCAAGAGAAGAAGGACCUGCAGAUGUGGAAAGAGCUUGUGCAGACGCUCAGGAACUUGCAGAUGCAUGCAAUGCAGAGUCUGAUGACAUGGAGAUGAAGUUCAUGAGCAUCCUGUGCACCAGGAGCUUCCCACACCUCAGGAGAGUGUUCCAGGAGUUUGUCAAAUGCACCAACAAGGACAUUGAGCAGAUUAUCAAGAAGGAAAUGUCUGGCGAUGUCAAAAACGCCUUUUAUGCAAUAGUUCGCAGUGUGAAGAACCAGCCAUCUUACUUUGCAGACCGUUUGUAUAAAGCCAUGAAGGGACUUGGAACGGACGACAGAGCCCUGAUCCGCAUCAUGGUGUCCCGUAGCGAGGUUGACCUUUUCAACAUUCGCAAAGAGUUCAAAGAAACGCACGACGUCUCCCUCCAUGAAUUCAUCCAGGUAGAGACUAUGAUUGGCGAUACCUCGGGAGACUACCGUAAAACCCUGCUGAUCCUCUGCGGAGGGGAAGAUUAAACCCGUCAUGACUCUGCAGCUUUGUCUCAACGGCUCCAGCGGCCACAGGACAAGCGCGUUCACGCAGCCAAAGCGAACGUCUCUGCCACACCUCAGCCAAACAGAGUGUCCUACUAAACGAUGACCUUUCCAGCCAGUUUUAGUUUGUUUUUUUUUGUUUAGUCACUCCACCUGGGAGGUUGACGCUUGUCGGGUUUUUUUUUACAGAUGUAACUUUAAGUUGUUUACAUCAGUGUGGAAAUGAGCUUCAUAUGAAGAAUAAAGACUCGUAUGUGCUAAUGCUGUGCCUUUA